AUGAAUUCGUUCGUUUAUGAUUUGCUCAUCUUCAUUUUAAUCUCUAUUCAACCUGGACACAGUUAUCCAACUGGUGCACCAGUAACUGAAUGCGCAUCAAUGUCGCCUCAACAUAAUGUUGCUUCUCAAGAAUGUUCAUCGAAAUAUACACUUAAUGUCGACAAAUCACAAUAUUAUAUAAAUGACACGGUUCGUAUUACUAUUCGUGGUUCGACAAAUAAUGAUACAUUUCGAGGUGUUCUAAUAAUAGCAAAAACAAAAACCAAUGAAGCAAUUAUUGGAACUUGGUCAGUAGCAGGCUUAGAUAUUAAAACAAUUGCCUGUGGUGGAAAAUCAGAUACUGGUGUAACUCAUAACUCACGCACUGAUAAAUCAUCGAUAGAAGCCAUUUGGUAUCCGCCAUCAAAUAUAACCGAUAAUUUUACUGUUAUCAAAGCAACAAUUGUUACAGCAUAUGCACAAAUAUAUGUUGGUUGUUUUAGUACUACAUUAACUGCUAAAUAUAGUGAUCCAUCUAUUGUUGGAGAAAAUACAACUGGUGCUGUCGUUACUAAUAAUACUAGUUCUUCUUCUCCUCCUACUACUACUACUACUACUACUUCUAUUACUUCAACAAGCAACGAUACUGGCGUUGUUAUUAGUUGGACAUAUGCAAAUGGUAUUACAGCUGUUAAAAUGCAAAUUAAUAAUUUAAAAACAUCACAAUGGUUAGCUUUGGGUCUUUCACUUGAUAGUGAAAUGGGUGAAGAUCAUGUUUUUGUUUGUAAACAUUUAGCUGACGAUACACUUUCAGUCGAGCGUCGUAUUAAUCCAGGUAGUACUUCACCACCAAUUUUAGCUAGUACAAUGAGAGAUCCAGGUGGUACAUUAACUACAAGUUCAUUGAAAUUAGAAAAUGGUAUAGCUUAUUGUGAAUUUAGUUUAUCAAAUUUUACUAGUUCAAAACAACGACGACGACGUGAUAUUUCUGCAUUAUCUCAAUCUACAACUUAUAUUCCACUUAUAGCUAUGGGAGAUUUAGAUAGUUCAGGUGAAAUGAGACAGCAUACAACACGUACACCAUUAUCACAAAAUGUUCAACUUAAUAAAGAAACAACAAUUACUUAUAAUGCAGAUUUAACUGAAUCUUCACGAACAAGUUUAAUGAAAGCACAUGGUAUUAUAAUGUUAUUUACAUGGAUAUUUUAUGUUCCAACUGGUAUUCUUAUUGCACUUUAUUUUAAAAAAUGCUGGCCAAAUAGAAAAUUAUGUGGGAAACCAAUUUGGUUUGCUGUUCAUCGUGCAUUAAUGACAAUUGCUACUGUAUUAACAUUAAUUGCAUUUAUACUUAUUCUUGCUUAUAAAAAAGGUGAAUGGGUAUCACGAAAAGAAAAUCUUGAAUAUAGUCAUUCAAUUAUCGGUAUAAUGGUAGUAUGUUUUACUCUUAUUCAAUUAAUAAUGGCAUUAUAUCGUUGUGAACCUCAUGAUAAAUAUCGUUUUAUUUUUAAUUAUUUACAUGGAUUUCUUGGUAUAUUAUCAUUGAUAUUAGCAACUAUAGCAAUUUUUAUUGCAAUGUUUUUUGACAAUUUUAAUUUUAAAACUUCUGCAGAAUGGGGAAUUUUAACUGCAUGGACAUGUUGGAUAUUUAUUUUAUUUUUGAUAUUCUGGAUGAUUGGAUAUUGUUUUAAAGACGAUUCAGUAAAAGAAAUUAAUAUGACUUCAAUUGAAUUAAAUGAUCGAAAUCAAUAUUCACCAACACCAAGUAAAUCAAUACAACCAGAACAUAAUGUUAAAGAAGAUUGGAUUAAAGGAAUUUUGAUUUUAAUUCAUAUAAUAAUUGCUUUCGCAUUAUCGUUAGCAUUGGUUAUUCUUGUUGGAAAAGCAUAA
Molecule: messenger RNA, 1866 nt
Organism: Rotaria sordida
Lineage: Eukaryota; Metazoa; Rotifera; Eurotatoria; Philodinida; Philodinidae
Source: the annotation of a GenBank genome assembly